Pimephales promelas (fathead minnow) is the source of this 4031-nucleotide messenger RNA. The record is from RefSeq and is a predicted model, not a curated record. NCBI's taxonomy places the organism in Eukaryota, Metazoa, Chordata, Actinopteri, Cypriniformes, Leuciscidae.
UUUGUUUGCAGUAGGGAGUUUCUGCUAGGGUCUGGAUUGGAGUUACACAGACCGGACCCUACGUGUAUGAUUGAGGACAAAACAGGAUUCCCCUUGCCUCAAAGAGUCUACAUGUCUAAUAUUUAGACAUGUUCAGCUUUGUGGAUAUCCGGUUAGGGCUGCUGCUCGCCGCAGCGGUCCUCAUGGUGAAAGGACAAGAAGAGGAAGAUAUCUCGUUCGGUAGCUGCACAUUGGAAGGUCAGAAUUACAACGACAAGGAUGUAUGGAAACCUGAGCCCUGUCAAAUCUGCGUCUGCGACAGCGGGACCAUCAUGUGCGACGAGGUGAUCUGCGAGGAUACAUCAGACUGUGCCAAUCCAGAGAUUCCCGAUGGAGAAUGCUGCCCCAUCUGCCCCGACGAAGAAGAAACGUCAGGUCCUGAGCCUCCCGUUGAUCCAUAUGGUCCCAUGGGUCCUGAUGGUCCAAAAGGAGACCCAGGUCCUCCAGGGCCUCCUGGCAGAGAUGGGACUCCCGGAGAGAACGGACUCCCUGGACCUCCUGGUCCUCCUGGAACCCCUGGCCUCGGCGGUGGAUCUUUCCUUUCCCAGAUGGCUUAUGGCAGUGAGAAAUCCAGCGGCCCUCCUGUUCCCGGACCACCAGGCCCUAUGGGUGCUCGUGGCCCCCCUGGAUCUGCAGGUUCACCUGGCCCUCAGGGAUUCACUGGCCCCCCGGGUGAGCCUGGAGAGUCUGGUUCUCCUGGUCCAAUGGGUUCUCGCGGUUCUCCCGGUCCUCCUGGAAAGAACGGAGAGGAUGGUGAAGCUGGCAAAGCAGGUCGCCCUGGUGAGCGUGGAGCUGCUGGGCCUCAGGGUGCUCGUGGAUUCCCAGGAACCCCUGGACUCCCUGGCAUCAAGGGACACAGAGGUUUCCCUGGUCUAGAUGGCGCUAAGGGAGACGCUGGCAUUGCUGGACCCAAGGGAGAGACUGGUUCAUCUGGUGAGAAUGGUACUCCUGGAGCUAUGGGUGCUCGUGGUUUGCCCGGUGAGAGAGGUCGCCCUGGACCCCCUGGCCCUUCUGGUGCUCGCGGUAAUGAUGGCAACACUGGCGCUGCCGGACCUCCCGGACCCACCGGCCCUGCUGGUGCUCCUGGUUUCCCUGGUGGUGCUGGUGCUAAGGGAGAAACUGGCGCUGCUGGAGGCCGUGGUUCAGAGGGACCCCAGGGAGCCCGUGGUGAGCCUGGUAACCCCGGACCCGCUGGUGCCGCCGGCCCUGCUGGAGCUCCUGGUAGUGAUGGUACUCCUGGUGGCAAAGGAUCUCCUGGUGCUGCUGGUAUUGCUGGCGCUCCUGGUUUCCCAGGUACCCGAGGACCCGCUGGACCCGCUGGCCCGUCUGGUGCUCCUGGCCCCAAGGGAAACAAUGGUGAUCCAGGUCUCCAAGGCCCUAAGGGAGAUGCCGGUCCUAAGGGAGAACCUGGCCCAGUCGGACCCCAAGGUCUCGCCGGACCUUCUGGUGAGGAAGGAAAGAGAGGAGCUCGUGGUGAGCCUGGUGGUGCAGGACCCGUCGGACCCCCUGGAGCCCGUGGGGCCCCUGGCAACCGUGGUCUGCCUGGUAGUGAUGGAGCACCUGGACCCGGGGGAGACCGCGGUGAGUCUGGCAACUCUGGUCCUCCUGGUCCCCCUGGUGCUCCUGGAGCUCCUGGUCCCAUGGGUCCAUCCGGAAAGAAUGGAGAUCGUGGAGAGGCUGGUCCUGCUGGAUCUGCUGGUCCUGCCGGUCCCGCUGGUGCUCGUGGUUCCCAGGGUCCAGCUGGUCCACGCGGAGACAAGGGUGAGGCUGGAGAGGCUGGAGAGAGAGGCAUGAAGGGACACCGCGGCUUCUCUGGAAUGGCUGGGACUCCUGGACCUCCUGGAUCUCCUGGUGACCAAGGACCUGCCGGACCCUCUGGCCCUGCUGGACCUCGUGGACCUUCUGGUUCCAAUGGAGCCCCUGGUAAGGAUGGCAUGAACGGUAUUCCUGGACCCGUUGGACCCCCUGGACCCCGUGGUCGCACUGGUGAAAUGGGACCUUCUGGUGCUCCUGGUACUCCUGGACCUCCUGGUCCUCCUGGACCUGCUGGCAUCGGUGAGCCCUUCCUUCCCAUGCCACAGGGCGAGAAGGGUCCAGAUCCACUUCGUGGAGGCUACAGAGCUGAUGAUGCCAACACUCAUGACCGUGAUGCUGAGGUGGACACCACCCUGAAAUCUCUGAGCCAGAAGAUUGAGAACAUCCGUAGCCCUGAAGGAACCCAGGCCAACCCUGCCCGCAUGUGCCGUGACCUGAGGAUGUGCCAUCCUGAAUGGAAGAGCGGAUCUUACUGGGUGGACCCCAACCAGGGCUCUCCUCUGGACGCCAUCAAGGUCUUCUGCAACAUGGAGACUGGCGAGACCUGCGUCAGCCCAUCUCAGACCACCAUUCCCAUGAAGAACUGGUACACUAGCAAGAACAUCAGAGAGAAGAAGCACGUUUGGUUCGGAGAGUCCAUGCCCAAUGGCUUCCAGUUCCAGUAUGGCAGCGAUGGCUCUGAUCCAGAGGAUGUUAACAUCCAGCUGACCUUCAUGCGCCUGAUGUCCAACGAGGCUUCUCAGAACAUCUCCUACCACUGCAAGAACAGCAUCGCCUACAUGGACGAGGCCACGGGCAACCUCAAGAAGGCUCUGCUCCUGCAGGGCUCCAACGACAUCGAGAUCAGAGCCGAGGGCAACAGCCGCUUUACAUACAGAGUCAGCGAGGAUGGCUGCACGUCACACACUGGCACAUGGGGCAAGACAGUCAUUGACUAUAAGACAACAAAAACAUCUCGUCUGCCAAUCAUUGAUAUCGCUCCUAUGGACAUUGGUGCUCCUGAUCAGGAAUUCGGUGUAGAAGUUGGCCCAGUCUGCUUCUUGUAAAAAAGAAAAAAUCUGGACAUGAUUUUGCUGUUUUUUUUUCUAGCAGUCAUCUUCAAAUCUUUUCCUGUUCAUUAAAAAAAAAAAACUCUAAUUCGGCUGCAAAUCGGUCCAUGUGCUUAAACCUGAAUCCUUGAAGACGGUGCUUGUUGCGAUUCCCAUCUUGAGAAACAUUCUUAAAACAAAAUCGAGGACCACUACGUUAGCCAGUAUCACCAUCAUGGACACUUCCUUUGCGUCAGCUGACAACAAGAAAAUAAUAUAUACCUGUAAAACGCCCCGCCCCCUGGAGUCCACAGAAAAACUACCACCUGGUGACUUUUUUUUGCCCACUGCAAAGGGACAAUGAAAAACAAGCAAAUGCUAAUGUACCAUUCUCUGGUGUUGAAUAAAUAUGACAAACGACAGCCAAGUGUCUUGUUCCUUCUAACUAAGAGUGAAACAUCACACAGGGAACAGAUUUAGCUCAAUGGUAUGAUGUCAUCUUGAUAUAAAGGCUACCUCAGGACAAAAAAAGUGCAUUUUUGGGGGGGAACGAGGGCAGUUUUGUUAUUCAGCGAUUAGUAACAGGUAUGAAAAGGUGCUACUUCCUCUCCAGGUCCUGUCUGUGGUAUGUUUGUAUUUGAGAGAAAACAAACGUAUUUUUAUACUGUCACUUACACUUGCAGGGCCUUUUUGGUGCUGAAUGUCAAUGUGAUGCAAUUGCUCUUAUCAAAGUGUCAGCGGAUGAGGAGAAUAAAACAGCUGGAUAGGUCGGUUACUGUAGAUUUGCACUUAAUCUGAUGUGGGUUAAGUAGAUGGACUGAUUCCCAUUUCCCCUUCCUGAAGUUUCUAGAGAAGUCUUAUUUUUGUCUGUACGUGCCGCUCCCCCCGUCUCCGGAUUUUAUUUCUACUUUCAAAAUGCAAUGCACAUCUUUUUUUUCUAUUUUAUUUUUGUUUGUUUGAUUUGUUUUCAGUGAAAGGUUUCUCACAAAAACGUAAAACGAGGCGGCAAAAAGAAAAGAGCACGGAAGAAAUAAACCCUCCAAUGGUUCCAACAAAGGAUCUGUACUUAUUUUGUACAUGUAUAGUAUUUCAAGAUGUUUUUAAUUAUUUUGGAUGUUGAAAUAAAGCAUGUUUAUGUGGUCAACUGGA